Molecule: messenger RNA, 528 nt
Organism: Aspergillus heteromorphus CBS 117.55
Lineage: Eukaryota; Fungi; Ascomycota; Eurotiomycetes; Eurotiales; Aspergillaceae
Exons: 3
Coding region: 1-528 (175 amino acids)
Source: RefSeq, a predicted model, not a curated record
AUGACAAUCCAUCAUCAUCCAUCCACCCACCCCAACAAGGAACGCAAACCACGUCAUCAGGCAACACCAUUCAUUCUUUCAAACCCGGCCAAACAGCCAGCAAUCCGUCCCCAACCCAACCAACCAAGUGCUCUGCCCUGCCCUGUCACAGUCCACAGUUCAGUACCUAUCCAGCUAGAUCUUAAACCCAACUCACUCAACCCAGCCCGCCGCGUGGACCCAUCCCAUCCCACCCCAUCGUAUGCACUAUGUAUCAUACACAUCCUCGGAAUCCGCACUCCUCUUAAUAUUGAUGUGGACCCAACCAAUCCCAUGCAAUCCCGCCCCCUCGCCCAGACUUUCCUUCCGUUUCACCCACGAGUCCGCUCACGAUCAUUCGCUGUGGCGUCGGAUGUCCGCGUGGAUCGUCGCAUCGCAUCGCAUCGCCACGUACUGGGUGGGCACUGUGGUCCGGUCCUGAUGAUGAUCGAUCAUCGGUGGGUAAUCUCGUUUUUGGGCCUGGGGUGGGUGAAUGGGCCCGUGAAGUGA